Messenger RNA from Fusarium coffeatum, 2133 nucleotides. RefSeq lists its product as uncharacterized. The transcript has a single exon. Lineage: Eukaryota; Fungi; Ascomycota; Sordariomycetes; Hypocreales; Nectriaceae. Gene Ontology annotation, molecular function: catalytic activity. The record is from RefSeq and is a predicted model, not a curated record. Gene Ontology annotation, biological process: nucleoside metabolic process. Bases 1 to 2133 code for a protein of 710 amino acids.
AUGUCGAUACCGGCUGGUACACAACCGUCCGACUUUCUCAUCGGCUGGGUAUGCAUUGUGGAAAAGGAAUACUAUGCAGCAUUGGAUGUUCUAGAUGAGAGGUGGUCUCUAGACCAAGACAGUUCAUUCGGACCAGGAAGCAACGCGACAAGUUGUUAUGAACUGGGGCGCAUUGGAGGCCACAACGUGGUUAUUAACGUUCCCCACAGAGUAAAGGGUGGACUCCUUCAUGCUGCCGAUAUCACGUCCCAGAUGAAAAGCAAUUUUCCCUAUAUUCGAUUUAUCUUGCUUGUUGGGAUCGGUGGAGGCGCCCCUUUGAACGAAGAUAUUCGCCUAGGUGAUGUAGUCUUCGGAGACUCUGUCAUACAAUACAUGAAAGGCAAAAGAUUAGACGAUAGCUUCGAAAUCGACACUGACAGACUGGAGCCACCGCAACAGCUUUUAACAGCUGUAACACAGGUGCGACGGAGGCUGGAGGAAGAGAAUGAGGACCCCGUGGAAAAUGUCGUCGAUGAAAUCGCAAACAGGAGCGAGAGAAAGAGGGAAAGAUACCGUCGCCCAGCCGAGGAUCGCCUACUGGAGAGUUCUCUACUUCAUCAGGACAAUGGCUGUGAGUGUCUACAGCCUGGAUUGAUCAAUGGUCCGAGUCUUAUUGCCCGGAACGCUCGGCAGCCUACGAAUCAUAUAGAAGCACAUCGUGGCAUUGUUGGCUCAGCAGAUCAGGUGCUCAAGAGCGCCGAAGAGCGGGAUCGUCUUUCUCGUGAAAAGAGCAUUGUUUGCUUUGAGAUGGAAGCUGCCGCAGUUAUGAGAUCGACUGGGUGUAUCACAAUACGUGGUAUCGCAGACUACGCCGAUGGACACAAGAACGAUGCUUGGCAUAACUAUGCCGCUUUGUCGGCAGCUGUAUGUGCCAAGAAACUUCUUAUAGCUCUCCAUCCUGAGACCGUUCGUGGCACUAAAAUCGACCUUAAUCAAGAGGAAUUCGCGCGCCGGUUCCAAGGCGUUACUGGUCUGAUUAACGCAAGAUUGACUGGUAACGAGAAGAAUGUCCAAGAUGCCUUCAAAAAGGUUCAGGAAGCCAAUGAUCUACUUGAGGCCCAGGCCAAGCUCUUCAAAGACUUUGCAGCUGCGCAAGAGGGAAAGGACCAGGAAACGAAGGACCUGCUGAAGUCUUUCCAAGGGAAGCUACAACAGCAGGUCAAUGACUUGGAACAACAAGUUGAGGACCAGCAGAAGCGGAACGCGAGCAGCGAUUAUGUAACUCGAGAAGAAUGGGACUCGCUCAAGGAGCAAGUUGAGAGGCGAAAGGCGGAUAUCAAAGCUACAGAAGCUUUAGCCAUGGUUGGUGAGUUGACUGACAUCUUGGGUGACCAUAUUGGAAACGACGAUGUCAGAAGGGUUAGCGAGUAUACAGGGUUCGCGAGCAGGAUGUUUGACAAGUUUCACUUCCCUGUGCGAAGAUCUAGCGAAGCACCUAGCAUCGCCGGGUCUGACCAGACUUCCCUCCAGUCUGGCUUUUCGACCCCCCCAACCACCGCGCCGGUAACCACUGUUAAUACGGGCGAAUCCUCGACUCCCAGCAACCGGCGCAAAAGGGAUAAGGUGAAGUCAUGGCUACCUGGCAGAAAGCGAGACCAUCCAAAUAUUGAACCUCCCAGCCCUUUACCAACGACACCUCCAGAGGAGAUUAUGGCCAACAAAAAGGAAGAUCAAUUCGAUCCCAAGACACCAAGUUCUUUGUCAAACACGGCAACUGUUCAGUAUGAGUUUAGCAAAACACAAAGUCAACUAAAUGUCGAGGCUCACAGUCCUUUGCUAAGAGUAUCAUCGGAUCGGUCUCGAGAACUACAGCUUCCAGCUAUCGAUAGUCCUCGUUCUUUAUCUCCGCGCCGUCCAAAACCAGUACCUGGCCGGAAGCCUGAACACCUUCAGACACCUCCACCUGACAGCCAAAACGGGGCACCGAGCCGAAGGCCCCCUCCUCGCCCUAUUCCUAUGCCAGACUCUUAUCACUCCAGGAACAGCACACAGAGUCAAAGAUCUAAUGAACAUCGAGUGUCUCGAGAUCCCUCUGAGAAAGAGAAUGAUCCUAGCAGACUUAGCUUUAGUGAAAAGAGGAAAAUUUGGGAGUGA